Messenger RNA from Tetrahymena thermophila SB210, 3099 nucleotides. RefSeq lists its product as hypothetical. NCBI's taxonomy places the organism in Eukaryota, Ciliophora, Oligohymenophorea, Hymenostomatida, Tetrahymenidae. The transcript has a single exon. The record is from RefSeq and is a predicted model, not a curated record.
AUGAAUUAAGAGGUAAUAAGUAACCAGGGUUAAGGCAUAUAGGCAUCCCCACCUUAAAACUUACUAUUCUCAAAUAAAAUAAUUUUAGAAAGCAAUGCUCAUAAAGAAUAGGAGUAAAGUUAACAUCAAUAAAUGCAACUCUAUUAAUUGUAGAAAAAUUCUUCAGAUUUGACAAAAAGCUUUGCCUAAAAUUAAAAUUUACACUAACGAUAAAUGAAAUUUUCAGCUUCAUGCAAAAAUUAAUUAAAUUAAGCAAUUAGAAUAAGUAGUGAAAGUGAUGAAGAUGAAGAGGAUGAUUUAAAUUUUUAGAAUAACAAUUACUUUUAGAGAAGAUUUCUACCUGCUAGGAGUAGUGAUAUAUUAUAAACUGUUUUUAAGGUAGAAGACAAAGAAAAAUAAAACACCACUCAAUCAUAGAAAUUUUUACUUGCAUAAAACUAUGAGUGGUCACAAUAAUACAGCUAAAAUGAGCAAAGAUUAUUGCAAACCUAUUAAAACAACAUAAACAUCUUUAAUUAGAACCGUAAUCCUUCUAUAAGUGUGUUGUUUGAAAACGAAGUAAUAAAUUCAAGAAUUACAGAAAGUAGAAGUAAUCACAAUAAAUCUUAAAAUACUCCAAAAAGUGUUUUCAAAAAUUUUUAAGACUGUGAUUUUGGAGUUAUGAGUGUAGAAAUAGCAAACAAAAACAAGUACAGAGAUUUCCAUAAAUUAGAAAGGUAAUUAAAUUUUAACAAUAAAAUACUUAACGAUAAAACUAACUCAUUUCACUUCAAAAGAAGUUAAGAAAGCAGAUUGUAGAAUUAUAACAUCAACCAAUAAAAUAUUACUUAAAAUACUCAAAAGUAAGAAUAAACUCCUAAAAAAAUAGCUCAAAAUUUAGUAAAGAGCUAGUCUUCUUUGAAUUUAUCACCUCAAGUAAAUUCACAUUUAGAAGAAAACAAUUAAUUUUGUAAUUUAAACUAAGCCAUAUUCAGUAGCAUAAAAAAUACAAAGUCUAAUAUUCAUUAAGAUAAUCCUUAGAAGAUGCAACAAUUUUCCAGUCCUCAAUAUUAAAAAUAAAUUUCAUACAUUUAGGGAAUAAGAAAAAUGAGCAUGGAAUAUUUAAAGAAGACCUAAGAAAAGAGUAUAUAAAAGAUCUUAGAAAAUAACUUUGCUGAUAAUUAAUAAAAUAUUGAAUAGAUAAAUAAGAAGGACCAUUAGGAUAUUAAUGAUGAUCUUUAAUAAAGUAUUGAACUUUAAGAUUAAAAAUGUAUUAAUUUGUAAAAUAUCUCUUCAUAAACAUAAUGCCAAUCAAUUAACUAAAUUAGCAAGUAAACCUAUUAAAACUAUUUUAAUGUCUCAUAAGCUAAAAGCAAUAAGCAAUAAGGAAUUUAACAUCCUUAAAAAUAUAUUUAAAAUUAUUAACAAUAGCAAUAAGCAUUAUAAUUUUACCAUCAGUAAUACAAUAAAGUUAAUCUCAACAAAAUGCUAAGUAAAAAAGUAGAUGAAUAAAAUAGACAUUAAUUCAUAAUGCAAUAUGAAACUAUCAUGAAUUAAUUUUAUGGCAAAAAGGAAUAGAAGGGUAGCAGCUUAUAACCUGCUGUUCAAAAAUAAAUAAUUGAUUCUUAAAAUUAAAAUUAAAAAUAAGAUUUAAAGCAUACUAAUUUAUUAGAAACGAAUUAACAAAUAUAACAAUAAGCCAAUUAAAAAUCUGUUCGCAUCUAAAAUUUUCAAUAAUAAGACAUAGUUUUACCCUAAAACAAUCAUGAUAAAUUAAAUUUAUAAAAGAAUUUUAAUCAACUAAUUUAUUAAAGUAGCUAAAAUCCUUUGGAGUAGGCUAAAGACUGUGGUAAAACCCCAAAAAUUAAACCUAAACUUAUUCGAAAUGAAUUAUUUGACUUAUCCCUGAACAGUGAUUUUAGUCUACAAAGCUAGAAAUCUCUGGUUUCGUCUGUAAAGAAUAGCAAAAGCAAAAAUAUAAGAACGAUUUUUUCUGUAAUUAAAACUAACUCAUCAAAAGGAGAUAAGAAAAUUGAGUACUAUAAUUUGUAAUAAAUUUUCAAACAAAACUAAACGAUGAAAUAAAACAAGAGUCAAGGAUUGCUGAUUACUUAAAAUAAAAACGAAACAGAUAGCUUCAAUAAUAAUUUUGAUAGCAAUAAUAUUUUGGUGGAUGACUAGUUUUUGUAAGAGAAUCAGUUAAAGUCUACAUAAAAUAAGCUUUAUAAAAAUUAGUAUCAUUCAAAUUCUAUAAACAAUAAUAGUAAAAAAAUAAAAUAAAUGGAUAAAUUAUCAGUAACACAAUCAAAUUUAGGUGCCAAGUAAAGCUAAUGUUGCUAAACAGACAUGGAAUCUGCACAAGAAAAAUAUCUUCUAAAUUCACCAGGGCGUAACUAAAAUUUAACUGAUAGAUCUCCAAAUUAAGUAAUUACCUAAUAAAGAUUAUAUACAGAAAAUCAAAGCAAAUCUAAUAAUUUAUCUGAAAUGAUUAUCAAUUCUACAUUUAUGAAUGGUUCGAAUUUCACAGUUAUAAAUUUGUAAAGCAAAAAGGAUUAAAAAUCUCAACUUAAUGAAGACAGCAAUUUACUUAACCAUUUAGAAAAUAGAUUCAAUAGAAAAUAAAGCUUUUUGCAAUCAAAUCUUAAACUGAUUACUUCGUAGACUUCUUAUAGUCCUAGUAAUGCUAAUAUUAUAUCUAAAUUUUCAAAUAAUAAAAUAAAUAGUAAAUUAAAUCAAAGUCAGAAAAAUAAUAUAAAUUACUAAAUCAAAGAAAGUUUAUCUUAAAAUAAUAUGAUUUCGCAAGCAAACAAAAAUCAUAUUAACUUAUCUCCUAAAAACCAAUCUUAAGAAGAUUUGUAAAAAAAUUAAAAAAAUUUUAGUUAAAAGUUUUUAAGUAAUGGAGAUAAAAACAAAAAUAAUAGCUUAUACUUAAAUAAAUUUUCUUAAAUUUUAAAUUCUAUAAAUGCAAAUGCAGAAUCAUAAGCUAAAAAUGUUUACAUAGAAAAUGUUUUAGAUUAAAAAUAGUAAUAAAACUAGUAAUAGCAAUUAAAUAAACGUUAAGUAAAAGAACUUUAACUCAGUUUACUUUCUAAGACUGAGUAAUAGCUCUAACAUUCAUGA